AAGAGAAAAGAAACGUCUGGCAUCGAUUGCUGCAUCCACCCAUUGAGACAGACCCUGCAUAGCUGUUCGCCAUGUUCGACACGGUGUGUAGUCUCCCGCUCUCCGCGGACCUGUUCGCGCAGGCCAUCCACCCAAAGGCGCCCGUCGUCUCUGUCGGGCUGGCCUCGGGCCACGUCCAGACCUUCCGCCUGCCGUCCGAAGAGGAGGCCAGUGACGACGACGGGGCGUCGACUUCGUCGUCGAGGAAUGGGACAGGCCACAUUGAUACCAUGUGGCGGACACGGCGGCACAAGGGCAGCUGUCGAACGCUGGCGUUUGGACUCGACGGCGAGACGCUGUAUUCUGCUGGUACGGACGGGUUGGUCAAAGCUGCAAAGGCGGAGACGGGCGUGGUUGAAAACAAGCUUGCCAUUCCAUUAGCCAAGAACGGAUCUAUCGACGCUCCUACAGUCAUCCAUGCACUUUCCCCGCAGACUCUCCUUCUCGCGACCGACUCGAGUGCUUUACACCUAUACGACCUGCGGACUCCCUUCUCCCGCGUGUCUGCCAAGCCGCAACAGACCCAUCACCCACAUGACGACUACGUCUCGUCGCUGACCCCUUUGCCGGCCUCGGACACCAGCACGUCCGGGUUCAGCAAGCAAUGGGUGACGACGGGAGGCACCACGCUAGCCGUGACGGAUCUCCGCCGCGGGGUGCUGGUCCGUAGCGAGGAUCAAGAGGAAGAGCUGAUCAGCUCGGCAUACAUUGGCGGGCUGCCGUCUAGCGGGACCAGCCGGGGCGAGAAGGUGGUGGUAGGCGGUGCGAACGGGGUGUUGACGCUUUGGGAAAGGGGGGCGUGGGAUGACCAGGACGAGCGGGUCUACGUGCACCGUGAGUCCGGUGGCGGCGAGACGCUGGAGACGCUGACGGCCGUACCCGACGAGCUCGGUAAGGGCAAGAUGGUGGCCGUCGGCCUCGGCAACGGAACGGUGAAGUUUGUGCGGAUCGGCGCCAACAAGCCCGUCUCCCAAGUCAUGCACGACGAAACCGAGGGGGUCAUUGGUCUCGGGUUUGAUGUCGAGGGCCGUAUGGUCAGCGGCGGCGGGCAGAUCGUCAAGGUCUGGCACGAGGCUGCCUCUGUGGGCGAGGGCGACGAGGACGAGGACGACGCUGCUGUUGGAGGCAAACACAUGUUGGGCAGCGACAGCGACGACGACAGCGAUGAGCAGGAUUCGGACGACAGUGACCGCGAGCGCCGGAGCUCGAAGAACCGCAAGAAGCGCAAGCGGAACAAGGGCAAGGACCGCAGCGGCGGCCAGCACGUCAUGGCCUUUCACGGCCUUGACUAGAUCCACGAAAAGUCGCAUGGCAUGGUGUUUGAUCUUGAUGUCUAAUAUCAAAUAAAUAUUCCAUAAAACAUGAACGUCCGCUUUAUCCCGUCUAGGAACCAACACCAGAUGAGAUACCGCCCAAAAUACAUCUACAUCUAGUAGUCUCC
Penicilliopsis zonata CBS 506.65 is the source of this 1480-nucleotide messenger RNA. RefSeq lists its product as hypothetical. Bases 72 to 1331 code for a protein of 419 amino acids. Gene Ontology annotation, molecular function: protein binding. NCBI's taxonomy places the organism in Eukaryota, Fungi, Ascomycota, Eurotiomycetes, Eurotiales, Aspergillaceae. The record is from RefSeq and is a predicted model, not a curated record. The transcript is spliced from 2 exons.